CCUCCCACUUCCACCUUCAUUUGAAACUCUCACUUCCUCCUUGUCAUUUUGUAAUGUACUUUAACCUUCCGUCUUCUCUGAGUCCUCAUUCUGGUGGCAGGGCUUUUGGUGCGCGGCCGAAACUCCUUGAGCUGAAUCGCCCCCACACGACUCGCAGUUCACCAUGUCCAGGAAGGUUGUGAGGACCAGUAAGUUCCGUCACGUCUUUGGCCAGGCGCUGAAAGCCGACCAAUGCUACGACGACAUCCGGAUCUCCCAGAUGACCUGGGACAGCAACUUCUGCUCCGUCAACCCCAAGUUUGUGGCCAUGAUCGUGGACGCCAGCGGCGGAGGGGCCUUCAUAGUGUUGCCCCUGCACAAGACAGGGCGCAUCGACAUGUCCUACCCCAACGUGUGCGGCCACACGGGCCCAGUCCUGGACAUCGAGUUUUGCCCUCACAACGAUAACAUCAUCGCCAGUGGCUCGGAGGACUGCAGCGUCAUGAUCUGGGAGAUCCCGGACGGCGGGCUGACGGCGCCCCUCACGGAGCCCGUGAUCAAGCUGGACGGCCACUCCAAGCGCGUGGGCAUCCUGAGCUGGCACCCCACGGCCCACAACGUGCUGAUGAGCGCAGGCUGCGAUAACGUGGUGAUCCUGUGGAACGUGACCCGCGGGGAGGCGGUGGUGAGGAUGGACACCGUACACACCGACCUCAUCUACAGCGCCUGCUGGAACCGGGACGGCUCCAAGAUCCUCACCUCCUGCAAGGACAAGACCCUGCGUGUGCUGGACCCGCGCAAAGGCACCGUCCUCUCAGAGAAGGAGAAGCCCCACGAGGGCUCGCGACCCGUCAGGGCCGUGUUCGUUUCUGGCGAGAAGAUCCUCAGCACCGGCUUCAGUCGCAUGAGCGAGAGGCAGGUGGCGCUGUGGGACCCUAAAAACUUCUCCGAGCCGCUGAACCUGCAGGAGCUGGACACCAGCAGCGGCGUCCUGCUGCCGUUCUACGACCCAGACACCGGCGUGGUCUACCUCUGCGGCAAGGGGGACAGCAGCAUCCGCUACUUCGAGGUGACGGAUGAGGCUCCUUACGUCCACUACCUGUCCAUGUACAGCAGCAAGGAGAGCCAGAAGGGAAUGGGCUACAUGCCCAAGAGGGGCCUGGAGGUCAACAAGUGUGAAAUCGCCAGGUUCUAUAAACUUCAUGAAAGGAAGUGUGAGCCCAUCGUCAUGACUGUGCCACGCAAGUCCGAUCUGUUCCAGGAGGACCUGUACCCAGACACCGUGGGCCCCGAGCCGUCGGCCGAGGCCGAUGAGUGGUUCGCGGGAAAGGAUGCGCCGCCUAUUCUGAUUUCUCUAAAGGACGGCUUCGUGACCACCACCAAAGCCAAGGAGUUUAAAGUUCACAAGGGCCUCAUGAAGACCACGGCUGCUUCAGCUGGAAGUCAGAGGGACGAAGGGGAGGUUCAGUGCUUAAGGAAGGAAGUGAAAGACCUCAAAGCAGCGAUAGAAGAGCUGACCAAGCGUGUGAGCGAGCUGGAGAGCAAACAUUAAACUUUAACCGUUUAAAACUAGGUGAUGUCGACGUGUCAACCUCUGCUGUGCAAAAGAGAGACAAAAGUAGAUUUUCUGAUAAAAUGUGUUUUGUGUUGCUUAAAGCUCGAACUUGUUAAUUUGGUUUGUCUGAUCAACUGGUAAAAAUUCUAUUUUAAUAUAUGCUUUUAGUUUGAAAUAAAGUGGUCUGUAUUUUAAAAAUGAA
Betta splendens (Siamese fighting fish) is the source of this 1736-nucleotide messenger RNA. RefSeq names its product coronin, actin binding protein, 1A (gene coro1a). The transcript is spliced from 11 exons. The record is from RefSeq and is a predicted model, not a curated record. Lineage: Eukaryota; Metazoa; Chordata; Actinopteri; Anabantiformes; Osphronemidae. The coding region runs from base 164 to 1531 and encodes 455 amino acids. Gene Ontology annotation, molecular function: actin filament binding. Gene Ontology annotation, biological process: cell migration; actin filament organization.